AUGGCGGCCUGGGCUCGGGCGGUGAGGGGGCUGCUGCUGGACGUCAGCGGGGUUCUCUACGACAGCGGCGGCGAUGGCGGGGUGCCCAUCGCCGGCUCGGUGGAGGCGGUACGCAGGAUCAAAGCAUCUGGUCUGAAGCUGCGGUUCUGCACUAACGAAACCCAAGCAACCCGGGAGAAGUUUGUGAAGAAGCUCCAGGGCAUGGGCUUUGACAUCUCCGUGGAUGAAGUCACUGCCCCAGCACCAGCAGCCUGCCACAUUUUGAAGGAGCGCAGCCUGAGGCCGCACUUGCUUGUGCACAAUGAUCUCAUCCCUGAAUUUGCUGAGAUUGAUAAAGCAAACCCAAACUGUGUGGUUAUUGGAGAUGCAGCAGAAAACUUCACCUAUGCAAACCUUAAUGAAGCUUUCCGAGUUCUGAUUGGGAUGGAGAAGCCUGUUUUGAUCUCCCUUGGAAGAGGACGCUACUAUAAAGAAACCGAUGGUCUGAAACUUGAUGUUGGAGCGUAUAUGAAGGCAUUAGAGUAUGCUUGUGAUGUUCAAGCUGAGGUACUGGGAAAACCAGCAAAAAUGUUUUUUGAGUCAGCCUUAGCAGAAAUGGGAGUUCCACCACAGCAGGCCAUCAUGAUUGGAGAUGAUAUUGUGAAUGAUGUAGGAGGUGCCCAGCGGUGCGGUAUGAGAGCUCUGCAAGUGCGGACAGGGAAGUACAGGCCUUGCGAUGAAAACCACCCCCACGUGAAGCCCGAUGCGUACGUGAACAACCUUGCCGAAGCGGUUGAUGUUAUCCUCCAGCAGCUGUAA
Haliaeetus leucocephalus (bald eagle) is the source of this 798-nucleotide messenger RNA. It is a transcript of the gene LHPP, whose product is annotated as phospholysine phosphohistidine inorganic pyrophosphate phosphatase. Gene Ontology annotation, molecular function: phosphatase activity; inorganic diphosphate phosphatase activity. Gene Ontology annotation, biological process: dephosphorylation. Lineage: Eukaryota; Metazoa; Chordata; Aves; Accipitriformes; Accipitridae. The coding region runs from base 1 to 798 and encodes 265 amino acids. The transcript is spliced from 7 exons. Gene Ontology annotation, cellular component: cytosol. The record is from RefSeq and is a predicted model, not a curated record.